AUGGCAUCAGCGAUGUGUGCCGAACGCUCCGCCCAUCUUUUCGCCACCGACGAGCGUUUCUGCAUCGAUAACGGAGCGAUGAUUGCGAGAGCGGGCGAACUGAUGCUUGCUGCCGGAAUGAAAUUCGACCUUCGAAAAACGACAAUCACCCAACGAUACCGUACCGAUCAGGUGCACGUUGAGUGGAGAGACUAG
Messenger RNA from Caenorhabditis briggsae, 195 nucleotides. The record is from RefSeq and is a predicted model, not a curated record. Gene Ontology annotation, cellular component: cytoplasm; EKC/KEOPS complex. The transcript has 2 exons. Lineage: Eukaryota; Metazoa; Nematoda; Chromadorea; Rhabditida; Rhabditidae. Bases 1 to 195 code for a protein of 64 amino acids.